Molecule: messenger RNA, 528 nt
Organism: Protopolystoma xenopodis
Lineage: Eukaryota; Metazoa; Platyhelminthes; Monogenea; Polystomatidea; Polystomatidae
Source: the annotation of a GenBank genome assembly
AUGUUUGUUCAAAAUUUCCAUACCCAAUCUGGCUAUGCCAACCGUGCUAUUUUAUUUUCAGUGAUGGAUCUAAUAUACUGGCGUCAGCCCGCUAGUUCUGGGCUCCUUUUUGGAGGUCUUCUUCUUCUGCAACUUUCACUGAUUCUUUAUUCAGUCAUUUCCGUUUUUGCCUAUGCGUGCCUUCUCUGUCUGCUUCUUGUUACUUCGGCGCGCUUCUAUUAUUCCUUCAUAGUCAAGAGUGAAGAGAACCCAUUCAGCAAAUAUCUCAACCAAGAAAUAAAAAUUCCCCACGAGACUUCUGAAAAAUGGGCCCGCUUGGGAAUUGAUCACUUAAAUGAUCUUAUUUCUCGCAUUCGAUCAAUUCUUCUAAUAACUAACGUUAUGGAGUCAUUCAAGUUUGGCAUCCUUCUCUAUCUGCUAACCUAUGUUGGUGCUCGAUUCAAUUUCCUGACUUUAUGUAUCGUGGGUAAGUCAACAAUAUAUGUAUUGAUUAUAUUUUUAAGAAUUAAAAAUUCCACUAAUACUUAA